Molecule: messenger RNA, 2862 nt
Organism: Bombus impatiens (common eastern bumble bee)
Lineage: Eukaryota; Metazoa; Arthropoda; Insecta; Hymenoptera; Apidae
Product: E3 ubiquitin-protein ligase AMFR
Exons: 8
Coding region: 441-2240 (599 amino acids)
Biological process (GO): endoplasmic reticulum unfolded protein response; protein K48-linked ubiquitination; ubiquitin-dependent protein catabolic process
Cellular component (GO): cytosol; endoplasmic reticulum; ubiquitin ligase complex
Molecular function (GO): ubiquitin binding; ubiquitin protein ligase activity
Source: RefSeq, a predicted model, not a curated record
UCAGUAAGUCUCCUCAGCGGUCUCGAGCACUGCAGUUGUCGUGACACAUUGUGUCGUAUUGUGUCGCAAUAAUAUCUUCAAGCUGCUCCUAAAGAAACGAGAGUGAAACAAGCGGUUCGCCAGCACGAGAUACGUUCGAACAAAACUAAUUCGUGGACUUCUCUCGUACGUAUACCAUGUAAAACCAUGAUGAGCCGCGUGUGCUGUUAACUGGUGGAUGAUUUCGACCGAGAAAGUCUUACUUUCAGUAGCCUUCCGGUUUCUCUUUUCUCCGCGGUAUUCUUACCUUUAUUUUCCUCAUAAAUUCAGUGCAGAUAUGCGUUAAGUGUCGACACGAGUCUUCAUUUUCGGAAGUACCCUCUUUCAUUUCGGUGAUGGAUUAAGGACAACGUGGUUCAAUCAUCAAUCUCAGGAAGCAGUAAAUCGCAAGAACUGCUAAGAUGCCGAUAGAAUUCUUGGACCGGCUUCCAAUGCCAAAUCUCCGGCUGUAUACGGCAAUAAGCUUCGGCGUGUUAUCCUGUUCGAUAUACUAUGCCGUUCAAAUCAUCAAAGACCCGGCAUGGAAGAUCACUCACACUUACGUGGACUCUGAAAAUGACUCGGCCAACAACAUCGACUUCGAUCCGAGGGAUUCCGCGAUGUAUUUGAAGGAGUUGCUCGAGUGCAUGCUCGACGAGCCUAUCUGCAUCUGGACCUUAAUCAACAUGGCGUACUGCGUGCUAAUUCUGCUGGGUAAAACAAUUCAAAAGCUCGUAUUCGCCGAGCUGCGAGUCUCCGAAAGGCAACACCUAAAGGACAAGUUUUGGAACUUCGUGUUCUACAAAUUUAUCUUCGUAUUCGGCGUGCUGAAUGUGCAGUACAUGGACGAGGUGCUACUGUGGUGGGCUUGGUUCACCGCGCUUGGCUUCCUAAGUCUCCUCAGUCAACUAUGCAAGGAUCGAUUCGAAUACUUAUCGUUUUCGCCUACAACACCAGGUUGGAGUCAUGCGAAACUUCUUGGACUUCUCGCGACUAUUCUUGCAUUAUCCUCCUUCAUGUUACUCCUAUGCACAGCUGCAGCGUUCUUCUUCGUUUCAUUCAAUACCUUUGUCUUCACUGCAGCUGAGUGCAUCUUACUAGGUGUCAGAACAAUUCAUGUAAUGGUGCGAUACAUAAUUCAUCUGUAUGAUACUCGAGGGGCUGGAACCUCUUCGCAACGUUCUUGGGACAAAAGAGGUCCUCUAACUUACUACACAGAUCUAACAGCAGAAUUAAUAGUGCUAGCUGUAGAUUUUCUUCACCAUGUCCACAUGCUACUUUGGAGUAACAUAUUCCUAAGCAUGGCAUCCCUUGUAAUCUGUAUGCAACUUAGGUAUCUUUUCUAUGAGAUACAACGCAAGAUCACAAAGCACAGGAACUAUCUUGCUGUAUUAAAUCAUAUGGAACAAAACUAUCCAAUGGCAAGUCAGGAAGAGUUAGCAGAGAACUCAGACAACUGCGCCAUUUGCUGGGAGAAAAUGGAAACAGCUAGAAAGCUACCUUGUGCUCAUCUUUUCCACAAUUCCUGUUUACAGUCUUGGUUGGAACAGGAUACUUCCUGCCCAACUUGUAGGCUUGCCUUAAACAUGCAACCUAGCCACCUUGUAAACACACAAGAAUUAUCAACUGAACUACAAACGCCAGCUAGACGAAAUGAGAAUCAUUUCUUUCAUUUCGAUGGCUCAAGAUAUGUGUCCUGGUUACCAAGCUUCUCCGUUGAAGUUUCCCACAAUAGACUACGUGGAAAUAUUUCUACUAUUACACAUAACAACUCGCAAAUGGAUACUAUGAUUAGACAGGUGCAGCAACUGUUUCCACAAUUCCCCCGCAAUCUAAUCGUAGAAGACCUCAGAGGGACGAGAUCAAUCGAAUGGACCGUUGCAAAUAUUCUGGAUGGAGUCUUGAUGUCUCCUCAUCAUAUAAUCGAAGAACCGCAAUUGGAAUCCGUCCUUCAAAUCCAUACCAGUACCACAGAAACUAGUGUUUCUUUGAAUACCCCUUCGAUGCCGCUACCUUCAGAUCCAAGAUUUGAUAUUCCUCUUGCUGAUAGCGGUGAAGAACCUUCCAGCCUAGGAGGACGGUUUUCCAAAUCAUCGUCCGAACGAGAACAAAUCCUGCAGCGUCGCAAAGAACUGCUGAGACUCACUGCUAAGGAGAAAUAUCUCGAGAAGUGCCGAGAAAAGCAUGGAGCUGACGAAAGUGUUUCUAAUGCCACCUCUUAAAACAGGGAAAACAGAGAGAUAUAUGCUGAUAAAAAGUUCUUGAUUUUUCGUGCUUCGUAGCGAUUAUCUUCUUCGAAGAAGAGUAUAACGACUGAUUUCCUUGAGUACACGUCCACCGACGUCCACUUACUUUUUCCUCGCCUCCUUUUUGUGUUUGCUUACAUGCAGUUCUUAUUUUCUUUUUUUUUGUGUAGACUAUGUUCUUUACUCUUUGGUUUGUUCCUAAGCAUUUUUGAAUGAUCUUAAUUAUUAUUGCUCCUACAAUGAGAACAAUUUUUUAGGCACCAGUUCUCUUUUUUUAUUCACUUUUCCUUUUUUCCAUAGUCUGUGCACUCAUAAAUAUUGUAUUCGCUUUCUUUGAUUUUUGUCAUAUUAAAAUCCCGAUCUUUAGGAAUAGUUUCCUUCAAAAUUCUAGACUCCUUACUUGAGAAGGACAGUUUCCUUAAGAAUACGUUUUUUAUUCUUAAGAAGAGGUAAGGAUAAUUAACUUAAAGUAUUAACCAUUUAAUUCUUUAGCAAUAAUAAGAAUUAACUUAAAAGUAUUACUCGCUUAAUUAUUUUUAAUUCUUUAUUUAUUAAAGUAAUAAUUAAGAAAUGAAACUUUCCUGAGAUCUUAAUCUUU